Anopheles stephensi (Asian malaria mosquito) is the source of this 1755-nucleotide messenger RNA. RefSeq lists its product as uncharacterized. The record is from RefSeq and is a predicted model, not a curated record. Lineage: Eukaryota; Metazoa; Arthropoda; Insecta; Diptera; Culicidae. Gene Ontology annotation, cellular component: extracellular matrix. Bases 294 to 1472 code for a protein of 392 amino acids. The transcript has 3 exons.
GACCUUCAAACCGUGCAGACGGCUCUGGUUGGUGUGUUCGUUCCGGGUGUGAAGCGUUGUGAUUGGUGUGAAUAAAUGAACUCCGUGCUCGUGCUAAAGAACGUCUUUGAAGAACAUUAACGUGGUGACAUUCCAGAUACGGUGUGAUAAGCUAGUGAUUUAAACAAAUGAACUGCCAUAAGGACUUGUUGUUAUAUUGAAGUUAAACCAUCGCAAGGAAAGCACUUCUCCAAACGUUCCACUCCCAAGUGUUUCCAACAGUGCCAAAAGAAACGUUCGGGCGUGUGGUGAAAAUGUUACUGCUCAAGCAUUUUCUAAUGAUGAUAGUCGCCACAACGAGCAUCGGACUAGCAUCCUGCUAUAAGGACUCCCUGCACGCCUACGCACCAGAAUAUGCCCAUCCGGCGUACUCGUUCAGCUACGGCGUUAAAGAUCUGCACAGUGGCGAUGUGAAGUCACAGUGGGAAACGCGUGACGAUGGCAUCGUCAAGGGCCACUACAGUGUCGUCGAGCCGGACGGUUCGAUUCGCGAGGUGGACUACACGGCCGACUCGAAAACGGGCUUCAAUGCGGUCGUCAAAACACACGGCCCGAACGCACAUCCCGUGCGUGAUCACGAUCAUCACGAGCAAAAGGCGACGCACUACUACGACGAACACCAUUCCCAGUCGAAGAUCAACCAUUUCAGCAAGGGCCAGGACCAUCUCAUCCUAAGCUCCGAUCUUCCCCAGCACGAAAAAGAUAUUGCCGAAAUCAGUGAGAAGAAGCGCCCGAUUCCAUCGAUCCUGGAGCUGAAGCCACACGUCAAUCUGGAGAAGCCGCUGGUAGCGUACAAACAUUACGAACCACCGAAAACGAUCUUCAAGCACUAUGCGUACGACGAACUGAAGCCCCAUCACGGUACGGUGGAACCGGAACACAGCCACAAACACUACGUGUCCGACUCGUCCGAUUUCUUCUCCGAGCAGGUCGACACCGAGAAAGACCUGUUCAAGCCGAGCAUCCGCAUCGAGGAAGUGAAAGCACCGGAUCUAUCCAAGCUGAAGCCUAUCUCACCGGAUGUGGAUUUUUCGCACCUUUCCGAGAGCGAUCUUGGCCCGUACUACACGAAGGAUAGUUUCCGACCGUUUGCACAGUACACCAAUCACGUUUCGCACCCUGUCACACUGCAGAAAGCUAAACAUCACACCAUCCAGGUGGAUACGAAGCCUAAAAAGAACUUGCUAAAGCCACUUACCACACCGGGCCUGAAGAACUUUGCCACACCGGCGGUGUACAAAUUUUCUGCCCGUGGACCAGCGCGGCCCGAUUAUGCGAGCUACUUCAAGUCGAAAGCGACUCGCCAGGCCCGUACCGGUCCGGUACUGUUCCAUCCGGACGAGCAGAAGCGUGCGUCACAGCGCAUGGUCCAGUCGAUGCUGUCCCGUCAACAUUCCCGUAAUGUGCCCGUGUAUGCGAAGAAUUAUGCUUGAACCCGGGGAUGCGGGAUGGUAGGGAAGGCCGGCAGUGGCCGAAAGGUGCAAUAGAAGCCUAAUCUGCUUCGUUCUGUUGAUUUCGUGAGUCGCAUUUCCGUAUACACAGUGAUACUCUAGAUUAACUGAAGAAAAAAAAACAAUCCGUCGUGCAGUUGAUGAAAAACGGGGUUCGUCACUUAACCAGUCACUCGAGUCGAUAGUUCUUUGAACAGGUUAACGGUUUUCAUAGAACGUUAAGAUUGUUAUCUAUUUAAUAAAUAUGAUGUCCUACAGCGUAAUA